CUAUACGUACAUGGAAGUAGCCCAGCGUCGUGCAGGGAUUCUUACAGAAUUGCCACCCGGCUUUAGGUUUAUGCCCACAGAUCAAGAAUUGGUGCAACACUAUCUGUGGAAGAAAGAGCUUUCCAUCCCUGUUCCUGGAAAGGUUUUUCAAGACAUUGAUGCCAGAGAGCUUUAUGCCAAGCCACCCAAGAGUUUAGUAACAUUCUCAAGUGAGGAUAGAGAAUGGUAUUUCUUCAUAUAUGAAAAUGAAGAUUCUGAUGACGACGUUAGAACAGCAAAAACUCGAGUUGUUGAAAAUGGACAAGGGUUUUGGAAAUCAUGGCAAGAAGAAGAUGAUCCCAUCUAUGAUGCUGAUGGAAAUGUCAUUGCCUUCAAGAAAAAUCUAACUUAUUUUUCUUGUAGAUCUUCAAAACCGAAAAAAACACAUUGGACAAUGCAAGAGUACCGAUGCAACAAAGGAAAAAGUUUGAAGCGAAAGGCCGGAUGGGUAUUGAGCCGGAUGAAAAGAGGAAGGGAAUACACGAGCUGCUUUUAGUGUGCCAGGCUGCCAGCUCCUCCAAUUUGUUCUCUUUUGUACACUUUGGUUUUUUUUUUUUUUUGUAGCAAUCAUAUUGAUCAAUAAAGGC
This is a messenger RNA of Carya illinoinensis, 626 nucleotides long. Its product is annotated as NAC transcription factor 25-like. Gene Ontology annotation, molecular function: DNA binding. Bases 11 to 535 code for a protein of 174 amino acids. NCBI's taxonomy places the organism in Eukaryota, Viridiplantae, Streptophyta, Magnoliopsida, Fagales, Juglandaceae. The record is from RefSeq and is a predicted model, not a curated record. Gene Ontology annotation, biological process: regulation of DNA-templated transcription. The transcript has 3 exons.